UUGGCCACUCAGAUCGAUUUGAACUUUCGAGUGGACGAGACGAGACUCUGUGCCAAUUGGAGUUCCGUGAGCGUCGGUCGUGCGGUCGGAUAACGGCUUUUCAAAUGGACACAUCACUGUAAUUAGAUAACGUCGCAAUGUGGAUUAAUAAUAAUCAUCGUGUUCUGUGUGUGUGAGCGUGUGAGCAGUAAAACUCUUGAUCUACAAUUAAAGUGAGGAACCAAAUCGCACCAAACAACCGCAAAUAGCAGGCAAACAAACAGAAGGGCAUUAAAUCCAAGUGAACGGUUCUUAAGCGCACUCUCCUGCUUUCCUUCGACCAGAAUAAAGUGUGAAGGGGAUCGACGAUCACAAAUAACGGUUCGCGCUCACGAGAAAAAGAAAACCAAAUGCAGGCCGCAAAGUAAUGCCAUAUAGAAGCUAAAAACAACAAAACAAAAGUGCGCUGUGCCAAUUAAACAUCAGCUAAGAAAUCAACAAAGGUCUGCGCAGGUCUUUGAUCAACCGCAACCAGCGAAACAUUCGUCGUAAUAUUCGUCAUAUUCGUACUAUUCGUUAUAUUCGUGACAUUCGAGCAGGGUGAUCCAAUUCGGCUCGAUGCAACUGCGAGUGCACCCUACUAUGGACUGUAGCGGUCGUUCAGCCAGCAACAUUGAACGCGAUUCCGAUCUGGGCGACGAUUUGUCACAUGGUGAUCGAACGGACGACGAGAUGCGCGACUGCGACUCCGUGGAUGGGGAGCAUCAUCAGCUGAGCGCCAAGGCGGCGAUUGCAGCCCGCUUGAGUCACACAGUUUCCGGCGGCGGAGGCAGCUUUGCCAGCCCCGAACCGCAGACCGAGCUGCCCCUGAGCCAUCACCAUCAACUGCCGCCGAAUCAUCCGCUCAACGCUCUGGGCAGCUUCAUGGGCAUCGGCGGACUACACAGCAUUCCAAAUCUCCAGCACAGCGAUGUGCUCGAGAAGCUCAAGAUGCAGGUGCGCGACAUGAAGGUGGGCCUGAUGGAACAGGACUACGCUGCCGCAGCACAUGCCGCUGCUUUCGGGGCCAACAUGCUGCCCACGACGAUCAGCUCGGGCUUCCCACUGCCCCACAACUCGGUGGCCUUUGGCCAUGUCAGCUCGGCGCCCAGCGGUGGCAAUGGGAGCAGCUACAACGGAGGCACCACCCCCACGCCCAGCGCCAACAGCAAUGCGGCCACCAAUGGAGGCGCCACCACCGGACCCGGAGGAACAGGUGGAUCGGGUGGCGGAGGAGCAGGAGGAGGAGGCGGCGGCGGAGGAGUGGGUGGCCACCAGUUCUCGUUUGCAUCCCCCACAGCAGCGCCGAGCGGCAAAGAAGCCCGCCACUUUGCAGCCAAUUCCGCAUCGAACUCGUCGACGUCCAGCGAGGCUUCCAAUUCAUCGCAGCAGAAUAAUGGAUGGAGCUUUGAAGAGCAGUUCAAACAAGUCAGACAGCUCUAUGAAAUCAACGAUGACCCCAAGCGCAAAGAGUUCCUGGACGACUUGUUCUCAUUUAUGCAGAAGCGCGGAACUCCGAUCAAUCGGCUGCCGAUCAUGGCCAAAUCGGUGCUGGAUCUCUACGAGCUGUACAAUCUGGUGAUAGCCCGCGGCGGCUUGGUGGAUGUUAUCAACAAGAAGCUGUGGCAGGAGAUCAUCAAGGGGCUGCACCUGCCCUCCAGCAUCACCAGUGCCGCCUUCACCCUGCGCACCCAAUACAUGAAGUAUCUGUACCCGUACGAGUGCGAGAAGAAGAACCUCAGCACGCCGGCGGAGCUGCAGGCGGCCAUCGAUGGGAAUCGCCGGGAAGGACGUCGCUCCAGCUACGGCCAGUACGAGGCCAUGCACAACCAGAUGCCGAUGACGCCCAUUUCGAGACCCUCCCUCCCCGGUGGCAUGCAGCAAAUGUCGCCGCUGGCACUGGUCACCCAUGCCGCGGUGGCCAACAAUCAGCAGGCACAGGCCGCCGCUGCAGCCGCGGCAGCUCAUCAUCGCCUGAUGGGCGCUCCCGCCUUUGGCCAGAUGCCCAACCUGGUCAAGCAGGAGAUCGAGAGCCGGAUGAUGGAGUAUCUGCAGCUGAUCCAGGCCAAGAAGGAGCAGGGCAUGCCGCCCGUUCUGGGCGCCAAUCAUCCCCACCAGCAGCAGCACUCACAGCACCAGCAGCAGCAGCAGCACCACCAGCAGCAGCAGCAGCAGCAGUCGCAGCAGCAACACCACCUGCAGCAGCAGCGCCAGCGGUCGCAGAGUCCGGAUCUGAGCAAGCACGACGCACUCAGUGCCCAGGUGGCCCUGUGGCACAUGUACCACAACAACAACAGCCCGCCGGGCUCGGCACACACAUCGCCGCAGCAACGCGAAGCCCUGAACCUCUCCGACUCGCCUCCAAAUCUCACAAACAUCAAGCGGGAACGCGAACGGGAGCCCACUCCAGAGCCCGUGGACCAGGAUGACAAAUUUGUGGACCAGCCGCCUCCAGCGAAGCGCGUGGGCAGUGGCCUCCUUCCGCCCGGCUUUCCUGCCAACUUCUACCUGAAUCCACACAACAUGGCCGCUGUGGCAGCAGCUGCGGGAUUCCAUCACCCAUCCAUGGGCCACCAGCAGGAUGCCGCAUCUGAGGGCGAACCGGAGGACGACUACGCCCACGCCGAGCACAACACCACGGGCAACUCAUCCUCGAUGCACGACGACAGCGAACCGCAGCAGAUGAACGGACACCACCACCACCAGACCCACCAUCUGGACAAGUCCGAUGACUCGGCCAUUGAGAACUCACCCACCACGUCGACCACCACCGGUGGGUCGGUGGGUCAUCGCCACAGCUCGCCCGUUUCCACCAAGAAGAAGGGCGGCGCUAAGCCCCAGAGUGGAGGAAAGGAUCUGCCGUCCGAGGACAAGGAUGCGUCGUCCAGUGGCAAGCUCAAUCCCCUCGAGACGCUGAGCCUGCUGUCCGGCAUGCAGUUUCAAGUGGCAAGGAAUGGAACUGGCGAUAACGGCGAACCGCAGCUGAUUGUCAAUCUGGAGCUUAAUGGCGUCAAGUACUCUGGGGUGCUGGUGGCCAAUGUGCCGCUGUCCCAAAGCGAGACAAGGACGAGCUCACCCUGCCACGCUGAAGCACCAACAGCCGAGGAGGAGAAGGAUGAGGAGGAGGAGCCGAAAGCCGCUGAAGAGGAAUCGCAUCGAUCGCCAGUCAAGCAGGAGAGCGAGGAAGCCGACCAGGACAUGGAGGGCAGUGAAAUCCUCCUGAACGGUGGUGCUUCGGCGGUGGGUGGUGCUGUUGCUGGUGUGGGUGUGGGUGUGCCCCUGCUCAAGGAUGCCGUGGUCAGCUAGAAAGGAUAACGAGAACCGGCAUGGAAAAGAAACGAAAGGAAAGGAAAGGAAUACCAAAGUCAUAUUUUUCAGAAAAAUACAAAAGCAGUUAAACUCACACAAGCACACAGAUGCCGAACCUAAAUGUACAUACACACGCAUGCGGCAGGAGCACAGGAGCAUUAAGGAUGCGGACAGGACAUGAAAAGCGCAUUAGGCGCAUCCCAGCAUUCAAUGUUCAUGCAUGCAGCACCAUCCCAUCCCACCAUCGCCAUCAUCGCCGUCGUGUCCAUCCGCCCGAAACUCAAGUGCGACAUGCCGCCAGUAGAAGAUCAUGGAAUAUAUAUAUAUACAUUAUCGAAAGUAUAUAUGAUGCGUGUGUGCUCUAUUUCCACAUUUGCAUAAAAGACAAGCCAGCGAGCGUGUAGUUAUCGAUAGCCAUUACUUACAUAAGCGAGUGCAUCACCUCGGAUACAUACAACCAAUACCCCCGUAUAUAUAUGAUAUAUGAAUAGGUUAUGAUUACCCCCACACACCAAUUUGUUUUUAGCGUGAAAUCUGUUGUAUCUUCUUACGAACUUCUUCUUUUUUUGUGUUAGGCUGCAAGGCUUCUGUACAUAUCAAUCAAUACUUAGUUCUUAGGCCAUAUGCUAUACUAUAUAUAUUUACUAUAUACUAUAUACUAUAUCGGAACCUAGUUUGUAAGCACACAAUCACGCAUCACACCGCAGUAACACACAUGCUUAUCCAUUAUGACCGCAUCGUAGACAUAUUUUAGACGUAAAAUCAACACAAGUAAUAAGCAUAAAUGUAUCUGUCGUAAAAUUAAAUAGCGCUUUUGGCACCCACACACCAUUUCGAUUGCCCCCACAGUCUCCACCACAACUGCUCCAAAGCCCAAGAGCCAAGCGGAAGGUGGCAAGCCACAGCAGAUCGAUGAGCAUAUUCUAAGCAUAAGCGUUCAAUUUAUUGAAUAAUAAAUCUAUUUAAUUUUA
Molecule: messenger RNA, 4298 nt
Organism: Drosophila santomea
Lineage: Eukaryota; Metazoa; Arthropoda; Insecta; Diptera; Drosophilidae
Gene: retn
Product: protein dead ringer
Exons: 12
Coding region: 598-3324 (908 amino acids)
Biological process (GO): regulation of transcription by RNA polymerase II
Cellular component (GO): nucleus
Molecular function (GO): DNA binding
Source: RefSeq, a predicted model, not a curated record